Molecule: messenger RNA, 9128 nt
Organism: Nylanderia fulva
Lineage: Eukaryota; Metazoa; Arthropoda; Insecta; Hymenoptera; Formicidae
Source: RefSeq, a predicted model, not a curated record
CCGUCGCGACGACGUGUGCGUAUCCCGUUCUACGUCGGUAGACGCGUAGAGCUCGCGAGAUUCGCGUGUUCCGUGAGCGGCGUGACUUGGUACGAGCGUGUGCCACCUGUUCGCGUCGACGAUCGCGAACCCCUUGGUCUCUCCCACGCAAGAGUAUGCUCCCUUCUACCUAAUUCCACCCCUCGACCUGCGAGAAUUAUCCGGAAAGUACUUGUCAUUGUCGCGUGCUUGGAAUUCUCUCCCGUGGGGAAGCGCGAUCGUUCGAGUGUUUCGAUCGGUUCGUGGAUGACAGAUGUAGAAGAGAGAGAGAGAAGGGUGUGUAUUCAGAAUUGACUUGUGUCGACCUGUGUUUUCUUCACGUACGGAUCCUCGUUCAACGGAGAACGCUACCACCCGAGAAUGUUUGAAUAUUGUAAUUAAAUCUGUUUCGUGUUAGAUUCGAUUCGCCUCCGAUCGGUGGAAGGAUUAUAUUCGCAGAGCCAGACCACUCGUGUCGCGAUAUCCUUGCCACGAAGCUGCAAUCCCCUACGAAGGACACGAAGGUGCUCCAAUAUUCCCGCUGGUAAUCGAGUAAUGUAUUGAUUGAUCCUGCAACAGACAUAAUCAUCUUGGAAGAUUAAGAGCAGCUGGAAUUCCCAUCUAAACGUGAUCCCAUGAUGAUUUGUAACAUACCGAUGCGCCAUUGAUACACAGUGAGAACUGGUACUUGCGUCUCGCGAGGAAACGGAUAGUGUUCGUGAAAGGCUCGUUGAUUAACCGGUGCAGAAGCAGCUUUGGAUUAUGACUAUCGGAUGACGACCGACAUGGCGACGUCGUAAAGUCGACGCGGCUCUCGUCCUUCAUGGAUUACAAGUGAUAUCGCGGGACUAAAAUGACCAUCACCGUGGGACUCCGCGCUCCUUAACGCGAUUAUCAUAAAACAAAGCGUCGCUGUCAGUGUCGUCAUGACGUGUCUAAAUCGCGCAUAAACGAUCAAAGAGGACCUCGUCGACAAGCUGGUGCUCGAUGUAGGUGCGCAUCGCAAUCGGAGAACCAGAAAGGAAAAAGAUAAGCGAAGUUCGUGCACGAACACGUCGACGUAGCAGAAAAAAAAAAAAUACGCGGAACGUCAUAAAAAGAAAUAAAUAAAAAGUCGCGAGAGGGAUGCGGCCCACGGACGGAGGGUGGGGUCUUUAGAUACCGAUAAGGCUUAUCCGGAGAUACGAUGGCCGGCAACCGCGCUCGUCGACUCGUCAGUUGUAGUGCUCAGGUGCCGUCGACGAGAUCGUCGCGCCGUGAUAUCUCAGGUGGCAGCGCUAUCGCGCAUCACGCGUCAUUCCGAGGAGGUAUCUUGAGAGUCGACUGACUCGGAGAGUUUUCUGGACCAGGUGUUGUCGCAAACUGGGCGAGAGGAGGACCGCGCCGUAGACGCGAUAACAGCCAAUCAGAGAGCGAGUAAUCGCCCGGCUUUCAAAGCCGUCUCGAGUUUUUAAUUUGACGCUUUAGCGCGUUAAGUGGACGGCGACAAAAAGCGGCCACGUGACAUUGAGGGCGCGAACGAAGAGAAACGAGAAGAGAAGGGUUUCGUAUUCUACAGCUGGAUUGUGUUUCGACGGAUCUCCAAAGACUCUUCCUCCAUCCGCUUUUCCGGCAUUCUGAAGUACACGAAAAAAAAAAAGGAAGGAAAAACGAACGCGCUCGUCUCAAUAAUCGUCCGUCACGCGCUGCCCUCGAACGAAUCGAGACUUUGACAGGACUGGCAGCCUCUCUCGUGUUGUCGGUGUGCUUAAACCACGUGAUGAGUGUGUGAUUCGCGUGCUAAGAAUUACAAAUUCGUUCGACGCGAAACCGAGAGUGUCCUGUGUUCGUGCGUGUAGCCCGAUAUACAGUCGAGUUUGAGGGUUCGACGCCUUCAAACCGCGAGUGCACAACAAUCCUGUCUUCCUCAAGGAUAAACGAGGACGAUCGAAGGAGCCACCGCGAGCCGGUCGUCAGACGAAUCCCAAUGAAAAUGCUACAGUCACUCAACGCUCUGGCGGGCAAAAUCUCGCCGGGCUCUCCGACGGACAGCAACGCCAACAAGGUGCACAUGCAUAACAACAACAAUAAUAACAACAACGUAGUGCACCAUCAUCCCUACUCCAAACAGGCCCAGCCGUCACCGUCACAUUCGGCCAACGGCGAUCAGAAAGAAAACACUAUAAUGAACAACAACAGUGUGGAGCAGCCGGAUCCGGACAACAUAAAGAUGUUUGUGGGACAAGUACCUCACGACAUGGACGAGAAUGACCUGAGGACGAUGUUUGAAGAAUAUGGUCGAGUGCAUCAGAUAAAUAUUCUGCGGGAUAAAAUCACCGGCAGUCAUAGAGGAUGUUGCUUCGUUACUUUUUACACCAGAAAAGCAGCCUUGGCAGCGCAGAAUGCUCUUCAUAACGUCAAAACUUUUAGUGGGAUCAAUCUUGUUGACUACAAACCCGCCUUUGCGCGUCGUAAUAAGAUGCGCCAUCCGAUCCAGAUGAAGCCGGCUGACAGCGAGAAUCGGAACGAGCGCAAGCUGUUCGUCGGCAUGCUCGAAAAAUUCACGGAGAAUGACGUUAGGAACAUGUUCAGCGCUUACGGAAUGAUCGAAGAAUGUUCGGUGCUGAGGGACAGUACCGGAAAAAGUAAAGCCUGUGCCUUCGUUACCUUCGCUAGUAAGCAGUACGCGAUCAAUGCCAUUAAAGCUUUGCAUCAUUCCCAGACAAUGGAGGGCUGUUCGUCGCCGUUAGUCGUAAAAUUCGCCGACACGCAAAAAGAAAAGGAUCAGAAAAGGAUGCAGCAACUCCAGUCGAAUCUCUGGAAUAUCGCGGGAGUCAACAUCACGCCGCAUUACCUGGCCAAUGACGCGCAUACAUUGGCGCCUGCAUCGUUGCAAUUGCUGCAACAAUUGCAGGCAACAACGAGCGCCGCGACUCCAGUCGCCGCAAACGCGGGAGCGGCGAAUGCAUUGUCGAACGUGCAACAUCAAUUACUGUUACAACAACACCUUGGUCUUGGAGCGGCAACCCCUGCGCACGCAGCACCCCCUGCUGUACCCAGUCCGGCGGAAAUCAACCCCGCGAAUCUGCAAAGUCUGGCCACCCUCGCGUCUCUGAGCAACACCGCUGGUGAGUAUGCGAACGCGGGCGUGUCGCCGAUGAGUAUGCAGAACCUCGUCACUCUGGCAGCUAUGACCGGCGGAAACGGCAACCUCCAGGUGUCGCCAAACACAUUAACCGGCCUGGCAAAUUCGACAGCAGCUGCCCUUCUGGGAAAAACAGGAAAUACAGGGUCUACCGGGGGUAGUCUAAGUCCUGUAACAUCUCUCACGCUCAACUCUUUGACGGGGACGCCACUAAACGGACUUCAAGACUCGCUGAGUAACGCUUAUUCCAGUUUGCAACAAUAUGCAGCUCUCAUUGGAAAGACGACGGUGACGGUGGAAAAGAAAGAAUUGCAUAGGUUUCCCGCGUUCACGGCAGCUGCGGCCGCUGCGGCGGCGGCAACGCAGAAGACGAAGUUCACUAACACGGACAAGCAGAUCGAGGGUCCCGAAGGUUGCAACCUCUUUAUCUACCACCUGCCACAGGAAUUCAGCGACACGGAUCUCAUCUCCACCUUCUUGCCCUUCGGCAACGUCAUAUCCGCCAAAGUUUUCAUAGAUAAGCACACGCACAUGAGCAAAUGCUUCGGUUUCGUAUCGUAUGAUAAUGCGGCGAGCGCGCAAGUGGCGAUCCAGACGAUGCAUGGUUUCCAGAUUGGCAUGAAGCGGCUGAAGGUCCAGUUAAAACGGUCCAAGGACGCCUCUAAGCCGUACUAGCCGACGUCACAGAGCGUUCGUAGGUAGAUACCAAGGACUUCUCGGACAUCUCGGCUCGACGGCGUCCUUAAUCGGGACGACGCUCGCGCGUUUUAAUUUAUAACCGCGAUAAUUAAUCAUUAUUCUGCAGCGGGAUUGCCGCGUCUAAUCUAACGAGAUAGGUUUAGGUAGACAAACGAAAAAUAUCAGGUGGCAGGAUGUUCCACGAUGUUCUCUAGUCAAGCAGUAUUUUUCACGAAGGUAGCGAGCUAUAACGAGCUACAAAUCUAGCGUCCUCGGACGCUGAAGAGGAAACGUCGCCUCGCGACACCUUCGUCGUCCUAUCGAAACGAGGCUGUGAUAAUCCAGAAGACUCUCUUGUUCAUCGGAUUGACUUUUCUUCCGACGUUCAGGAACGUAAUAAUUUAUCGUUUUUAACGUGUCGCUUGUGCGAACUUGUCCCUCCCGCGAAAUUGUCUUCUCUUUCUCUUCUACCUACCGCCCAUAUGUGAAUUCUCAGUACAUUUUUCAGUCCAACAAUCUGUCUAUUCUGUCCAUAUCCGUCGCGAUUUUAUAUCGUGGUUACAUUCGUCUCAAUCUCCUUUCAGUACUCAGAAUUUUAAAUAUAAAAAUCCUACUUUCUUCGACAAUCCAUUCCAGUAAUUUUAUGGAAAAUAGGAUAGGAUUAACGAAUAUAAGUUUAAUAUUAUUAUUUCGGGCAACUUGAUUUCGUAUAAUGACUGAUUUCAGACACUAUGAUAUGACACCGAUAUUCCUAACAGAUCUAGUGAAUACGAUAUAUAAUUAUGAAGUAUUAUUAAAAUCUAGACAAUGCGCGAUCUAUUUAGAAACUAAAUGAGCCGUUUAUAUCGAAAGUAACUUUGCAUAUUAAAUUUUAAGAGAUAUUAACACAUAUGAGUAUAUUGAGAGUAUAUGUCAUGUUUGCUACAUAUUCUCUUAAACACAUAAGGGAAUUUGCAUGCAAGAGUUAUGAAAAAUACCUCAUUUUGCUUUCAUAAAAGAUAAAAAAAUUUGCAUGUAAAGGCUUCAUAAUGUGAUCGUCUGUAUAAUGAAUAUAUCCAUUUUAAAUAGAUCUCUUAAUUCGAUUUUUGUCUUGACAAUCCAUAUAGUAGCUUUCAAAAUAAAUGGCUCUAAUGUUUAAUAUUUCUAAAGAGAUUUUUUCACGCGAGAUGAAUAAAAGCUUUUCGAAUUUCAACUCAACUCGAUUUUCGAGUUAAAUUUUGUUACGUUCGUCAGAACUUUGAUAUAGCGUGCAUAUUUAUCGUUAAACAUGCUCAUUCAUUCUUGAAUUCAGUUUAUUUACGAAGUAAAACGUUUAGCACACGCGAACAAAAGUAUUUUUUAAUAUAAACGCGAGCAAAAUUGAAAAUCGAAUAUUCACGUUUAUCGCAAAAUACGCGGUAAUAAAAUAUCGGAUUCUUUGAAAUCGUCAUAUUCGCCCGUAUUUAUCACACGGUGUCGAAAACAUGGUCGUCUCUUCGAAUCUCGAAGAUGCAAACCUGGCGGCACGUUUCCCCGGUGACGCAAUCAAACAUCUCGUUGCAAAAGGCUGCCAGUAAAGCUUUCUGUGCUAACUUACUGUUGCACAAAGUGGAAUUACGUACGUGAAGUUCACUAACAACGUAGCUUUUCCCCCCCCAGGAGAGUAAGAGUAGUUCGCUUUGAAUUUUCACGCAGCGUUUCACGAGUCGUACCUUGUAACCAUUUGACGAUUUGACUUUUCUCUCUCUCUCUCUUUCUUUUUUUUUUUUCUUCCUGUAUUUUUGUAAUUCAUAUCUUUCUAUCUCUUUUUUUGUCUCUAUCUAGCUCUCUAUCUCAAUAACCACGUAGUUUAAGCCAGCAGUUGAACCGACAGUAUACGAGCGAUACACACAAGGAUCUACCUCACUCAUUAUAUAAUUGUGUCAGCUAUUAUAUCGCGUGUAUCCUUCGUUCAGUGUUCGAGGCGCACAAAAAUUGGUUACGUUCUAUCACGUGAUAAUAAUAUCACUAAAUUUUUUAAUGGUUAUAAUCACGCUACGACGCUUUAUUAGUUAGUAGUACUAACAUUGCCAUGUGAUUUUUUUGGGGGGAGGGGGGAGAAAUGUAAAGCCGAUCGUAAGAAGCGGUGGGAAUAUAAGCCGAUCGUUUCCGUAAUUUAUACAUUCAAGAAGAAUCCGCUACUUAUCAUUGUUCUACCGUUAUCGCAAUUUUCGCUCGAGACAAUCGAGGACGAAUAUAGCUUUCAACUAUGAAACGAUCAUUCGGCAUAUUACGUGUAAUUCGGAGGAAUAUUGCUGUUAUUUGCAUGCAAUCUGAAUUCGGAAACCGCCGGCGAAUUCCACCGAUCGCGUUGCAUCAGCAACGAGUUUCCAUCGAUGCGCUGUCAAACACUUUGUUUCUUUUUUUCCUUGUGACUGUCUGUCAAGCUGAGCAAAGUGGACGCUCGUUGCUUAUGUCUGAAAAGAACGACUCGGCAAAUUACCUGUGUACACGAUGCACGGUGUUGGUUUGAAGGCUCUGCGAAGAUCGAGUUUAAUCUUUCGAUGUAAUACUUUAACAGUUUAAAGUGACUCUGUAUAUACAUUAUAUUAUGUGCGCAAUUUUUUAUCAGACCCUACAACUCUCGAGAUAUUGCCUUAUUAGAGGAUUAACUCAAUAAGUCAACAUUUCGAAAUAAUUUGAUCAAUUUUUAUUUUUCAACACUGCCAAUAUAGAAAAAUAUUUAAUUUUCUGAUAACACAUAUUGAUUGAUCUCUCCCUAAGUCUUCAUGAAAAAUUAAUGACAUCGUGUCUGAUGACAACCAGUAUGAUCGAUUCAAGAUUGAGCGUCUGCAGAGACAAUUGGGCACAGAAUUAUUAGAUCUAGCGGAGUCUUCGAAAAAAAAAAAAAACCAUCACCGCGCGUGUUUGCCCAGGGAUAAAUCUUUAUAUCUGGUGUGUGGUGGUGACUAACAUGUCCGUGUGUUUGUUUGUGUGCCAGCAGGUGGCCUGUGACGUUGUGACCGUGUACUCUCGAUCGGAGUCGCCGUGCCAUGUCAGUCUCAGUCAGUCAAAUCGGUAUCGAUCGUUCGCUUGAUCGGUCGAUUGAUCAAUCACGAUUCCCCGGUCAGUCUCUCGAUCAGUCUAUCUGUGUCUAUCGGUGCCUGUAUAAAGAACAACACCCGCUCAAACGCGCUCUCACUUUCGCCGUAAAAGAUCCUCCGCCCGAUCGACCUCUUCUCUCUUCUCAUCUCAUCCCCACGAACUUUCGCGCGCUUAUAAACCACCUGUCCACAAAGGUGCACAACAUCGCUCACAUUUUGCGAUAUCGAUGCCGAGAGGAUCGGCGACGAUCGUCUCGAAAGUUGCGCCUCGUAUAUCUUCUCGAUUGCGAACUCGUCGGACUCGCAGGGGAGAAAUCACGAUGCUGGACGAUAUGCAUACGAAAAAAAAUGACGGGCGAGAGAAAUUGCGCAGAAGAACACGACGAAGAGGGCCAAGAAAGUGGAACGUGGAAAAAGUGGAUGAGGAUUACCAACCGAUCGAGCUGGAUUCCUCGAACGAAGCUAACGCGCACCACGUUAAUUGUCUGUCCACAACCCUCCCUGUAUAUAUAUACAGAUAUAUAAAUAUAUUAUACAUAUAUGUACAUACACAUAUAUGUGUACGUGUGUAUGUGAUAUGUGCGUGUGUGUCGAGAAUUCUUCGUGGCUGACUAGCGGUGAACGCGCGGACGUUUCUCUUCGUCUUACAACAAAAAAGGGGUCAGAAGGAAGAGGAACGAGCCGCGCGCGCAAGAGAGAAAAUUUCUUAUACAUAACUAUACAUAUACAUACAUGUUCAUAAAUCGGAUUAUUGACUGAGAACUAUUUUUAUCGGCUCUAUUGUCGAGAUCGCUGUCAGCGCUUUUCGCAGCGUCUGUUUAUAUAAUAUAUAUUAUAUAUAUAUAUAUAUAUAUAAAUAUACAUACACACACACAUAUAUGCGUCACGGCGAAUUGGGCGUGUGUAGGCGAGAAUAAUGUGUGUGUAUGGAAAAAAAAGCGCGAGAGAGACGGAGGCUGGAAAAUAUAUGGAAAGGACGAACGAUGAUCGUGCGGAACCGACGCACGUGCGAUUUCUUAGAUUUAAAAAAAAAAAUCGUGCAAAUAUACCAAAAACGAAAACGGAUACAAAGAAAGAAACAAAAAAUCGAUAGGUAGCGAAGAAAUGAAUGUAAGAGACAUUUUGUAGUAAUGACCUUUUGUGAUAAGAUUGUAUCGUAUAUAGGGGACCGGAUAAUUUGGGACCUCAAAAAUUUGGGGGGUCUCAAAAAUUGAAGCUGGGCCGGAUCGCUCAGAAGCUAACACAUCAAGUGUCACGCGUUAAUUGCGCGCAUCCAAUUUUAUGCCGCCACUGGAAACGCUUCGCGAACGUAGAGACAAGUACACGAGAUGCGAGAAAUUUUUAACGAGUUUUAACGUCGGACGAGUUUCCCGACUUGCGCACUUGCAUCGUCUUCUUCGUCGGGUUCACGAGUUGCACGCUUUAUGCAAUUAUAGUCUUAGCUCUUCGCGAAACAAAAGCUGGAUACGGGACCGAUCCUGUGGACAAGCUGCUUGGAUCGACUCGAGUUAAAAAUCUUCGAUUUCGCAACACAAAAUGCGAAAUCAGAGAAUCAGAGUUAUUGUGUAUAAUUGUGAAACACGCAUUCAAAAAAAGAAAAAUAGAUUUACUCGAGUAGGUUUGCAUCAACGCGCAAGAUAUUUUGAAAUAAAUCAUUCGUGACGCCGAAUAUAAAUUUGCUUCUUGGAAAUAAAUAAAAAAAAUUGUUGCGUUUUGGGGGAUCAAAAUUCUGUCGAUUAUCGAACCGCUUUAUAUAAGGACCUCAGAUAAUUACAAAUUAACAAUAUCCUCUUUUACGUGUGAGAUUACAGUUAACUUUGAUUCAAGCAAAAUAGAUAUUUGGACAUUUUUGCUUUUAAAUGCAAAUAAAAUGCAAGUGACGAAAUUUCAAAUGUCGCGUGAGUGUUUUCGAAAUUACGUAACAAAUCAUGGAACGAUUAUUAUAAAUAUUUUCAGCUCGGGAUGACCAACGCGAAAGUCGGUUGCAUGACGAAGCCGUGCGAUAAUUGUAUUCGAAUAAAUCAAAACCGUCGUGCAAGGAUAUACACAGGGUUAGUGAUUAAAAAUAAGUAAUUCUAAGUGCUCUAGUCUGGAUGUGUGAACGCCUUCGUGAAUGUUAAUUUAAUAUGAAAAUGUGAAACAUCUUAAAGUCGAUCGCAUAAGUGAAUCACGUUAUUUAAUAGGAAAUCAUCAUAUUGUAGAAUCUUAAAUUUUAAUACAAAAUAAUAUUUCUAUUUUGUAUAUAA